Molecule: messenger RNA, 2134 nt
Organism: Stegodyphus dumicola
Lineage: Eukaryota; Metazoa; Arthropoda; Arachnida; Araneae; Eresidae
Product: 2',5'-phosphodiesterase 12-like
Biological process (GO): nuclear-transcribed mRNA catabolic process, deadenylation-dependent decay
Cellular component (GO): mitochondrion
Molecular function (GO): 3'-5'-RNA exonuclease activity
Source: RefSeq, a predicted model, not a curated record
UUUGCAAACUAAAAAUGAUAUAAGAAUAAGAUUGCGCAAUUUUUAGCAGUCUUAAAUUGAAAACAAAAGUACAUAAAAUUAAAACUUUAGGAACGCAAGCAGACAGCAUAUUGACUUGAUCUUGGAAAUAACUGGUCGAAAAAUAAUGCUAUCAAAUCAAAAUGGAGAAAUGAAAAGACUUCUACUUCAGAAACGUGUUUAAUAACAUCGUGCUUCCGGCUUCUGCUAAUCAAUUGUCUAUAUUUUUACUAGGAACAAUUUGUUCCUUAAUAUUACUACAGUUCGAGCAUUUUUUGUUGAAAUGUGUUAAAGUAUGAAAUUCACAUUGUCAAUAAAACUCUUGAAAACACUUUUACAAAAUCCAAAAUUUAGUUUUUAUGCGUGUAGAAAAAUGUCUCAGCACCCAAAAGUUUUCGUCAGGCAUUUAGACGAAGAGCAAACUAUGAAAAUCAAUUUCGUUUAUGGAAGUCCCGAAUUUCCUGAUCGUAAUUUUUCCUUUUUAAGAUCUAAAGAUGAGAAAGUAGAAAUAGCUCUUUUACGAAUGCGAUCUAAAAUACAAAACUCUUUAGCACAAAAAUAUUCUCGGAAAAAGAAAAAACUCUUGAAGGAUGAAGAAGUAGAAUUGCCUCCUGUGGACAUAUUGCUGAUGAAAGACGGAGAGCGAAUUGAUGAGAAUAAAAAGAAUAAUGAGGUUUGGACCUCGGGUACUCAAAUGAAAAUUAAUGGUUAUGUGUAUGAAAUAUCUGAAAAUCCUCCUGCUGUAUCUCAUUUGAGUCUUCCGAAACACAUUAUGGCUGGCUUUCCUGUGUAUCCAAAAAUUACUUUAGAAUUUUGUACAAAAGAUGAAAGUAUUUUUAAGUGGUAUAAGUUAAUCAAAUGUGAUGAAUAUUCUAAAAACAAAAGUACUGACAUUGUUAAAGUAAAAAAUGAAAAUUGGUUAAAAUUAUGUGAUAACUUUUUUUAUAUUACAAAAGAGAACGACAUAGAUUCCAAAUUAAUGAUUACCUGCAUUCCUAAGUGGAGAGAGAAGAUAGGAAUGGAGGAAAGUGCGGUUUCUGCAACUUCUGUUCAGCCAGGUCCUGGUAGAUGUCCAUUUGAAGAUAGGCAUGAACAGACUAGAAAGAUUGCAGAUAACCUAAGCUUGCGUUUUGUAUCAUAUAACAUAUUGGCUGACUUAUAUGCUGAUUCUGAUACAGCUCGCAAUGAAUUGUUCCCUUACUGUCCAGCUGAAUUUCUAAUGUUAGACUACAGAAAGCAGCUAUACUUAAAGGAAAUAAUGGGAUAUAAUGCUGAUAUCGUUUGUUUACAAGAAGUAGAUCGAAAAGUUUUUCAUGAUGAUCUAAUUCCUGUUUUAUCAUCUACUGGCCUUGAUGGAACAUACAAUGAGAAAGGUGGUCAAGUAGCUGAAGGAUUAGCAUGCUUCUACAGAUCAUCAAAGUUUAGAUUAAUUGAAUCUGGAGCCAAAAUAUUAAGUGAAUCUGUGGAAAUAGAGCCUUCUUUGCAAAAAAUAGCAUCAAAACUUCAAGAAAAUGAAAAGUUAAAGGAGAGGUUUAUGAAUCGAACUACAUCUGUACAAGCUGUUCUUUUAGAAAGCGUAGAUAAUCCACGAAAGAAGAUUCUUGUUGGUAAUACUCAUUUGUAUUUUCAUCCUGAAUCAGACAAUAUACGCCUAAUCCAAGCUGCUUCUUGCAUUUUUUAUUUGGAACAUUUACUUCAAAAAUACAAGAAUAAGGAUCCUGAGUGUACUAUAGCUUUAAUAUUAAGUGGAGAUUUCAAUAGUUGCCCUGAAUUUGGUGUGUAUAAAUUUAUGACUGCGGGAUAUCUUGCUGAGGAUUGCAUAGACUGGAAAAGUAAUGCAGAAGAAGUUGUUAAUGGAAUAGCUUUGUCUCACUCCUUACAGCUAGACAGUGCUUGUGGGACACCAGAAUAUACAAAUUAUACUGAAGGAUUUGUUGGAUGUUUAGACUAUAUAUUUUAUGAUAAAUCUUGUUUGGAGGUUGGUGAUAUUGUACCACUUCCAACACAUGAGCAAGUGACUGAAUAUAAAGCUUUACCAAAUAAAGUAUUUCCCUCUGAUCAUAUUGCAUUAGUAUGUACUUUAAAAUGGAAAUAAAUUUAAUUAUUUAAAUUCUUU